Phaethon lepturus (White-tailed tropicbird) is the source of this 752-nucleotide messenger RNA. It is a transcript of the gene RRP7A, whose product is annotated as ribosomal RNA processing 7 homolog A (S. cerevisiae). Gene Ontology annotation, biological process: ribosomal small subunit assembly; rRNA processing. The annotation marks the transcript as partial. Lineage: Eukaryota; Metazoa; Chordata; Aves; Phaethontiformes; Phaethontidae. Gene Ontology annotation, cellular component: CURI complex; UTP-C complex. The record is from RefSeq and is a predicted model, not a curated record. The transcript has 5 exons.
UGCACCUAGGACUCUCUGUCUAGGCUGUUCACCCGCUGCGGGCGUGUCCAGUCUGUGGACAUUUGUGAGAAGCCAGAGCCGGGAGAGAAAAAAGAAAAACUCACGUCCAAAUUCUUCAACCGCAAAACUGUAACGGGAUUUCAAGUAGCAUAUGUGGUGUUCAGGAAACCAGCUGGUGUCCAGGCAGCCAAGGCCCUGUCACGGGAAGGUCCCUUGCUGAUAUCAACAGAGAGUCACCCUGUGAAAACUGGUAUUAGCAAGUGGAUCGACAGCUAUGCGGCCUCAGUUGUGGAUCAGGAAGAGCUGAAGGCUGAGGUGGACGCCUAUAUGCAAGACUAUGACAAAAAGAUAGAAGAGGAAGAAGCCAAAGCGGCCAAGGAGGAGGGCAUUCCAGAUGAGGAAGGCUGGGUGAAGGUAACACGGAAGGGCCGGAAGCCUGGCCUGCCCCGAACAGAGGCUGCCAACCUCCGGGUGCUGGAGAGGGAGAAGCAGAAAAGGGCACGCAAAGAGCUGCUCAACUUCUAUGCCUGGCAGCAUCGCGAGACUAAGAGAGAACACAUUGCCCAGUUGAGGAAGAAGUUUGAGGAGGACAAGCAGAGAAUCGCACUGAUGCGAGCCCAGCGCAAAUUUCGGCCUUACUAAGCCAUGCCGAGCUAUUUCCUCAGAUGCCUGUGCUGGAGAGGACAGGAGACAUGCCUGUGGCCUCCAUGUGCCAAAGGAUUUCAAGGAAUUUCAGCUUCUCCCUGCCCUUG